AUGUUUUUGUUUUGAUUUCUGGAAAAGGCAAGGAAUUGAUUGGAAGAUUGGAAUAUUAACCUAACCACAAAAAGUUUACUUGUCAUUAUCUCAAAAUGGAAUGUACUGAAAAUCCCUUGAAGAACUCACUAAAUCAGUGCAAUUUCAUGCAGAAUUUAUUAGAAAGAGUGUCUGGCAUUCAUAAUGAAGUAGUUGAACAUGAGAAUUUAGUGCCAAAAUGUGAGACUUGCUGGAGAAACACGGAUGAGUUUGGCUUCAUCAAGAAUCAACUCUUUCUUAUAGUCCGGAUCAAUUUUCACUUGAAAGACGAAAGGAAUCCAAUUGAAGAUGAAGAGAAGCUUGGAACAGAUGUUUUAGAACUCGGCUCAUAUGAUAUUGUAAAGCAUGAGACAGAAGAUUUGAUUGAAAGCACCACCUUUGUUGCUGUGGAGAAUUUUCCAGACACCAGUGAAGACAAAAUAGAUUUCCAGACAAUAGUCAAACAACAGGAUUAUAAGCGGCUAAAAGCCACUAAAAAGCUAUACAAAUGUGAAUUAUGCCGAGUAAAGGUAUCCAAAAAAUGCCAUCUUGUACUCCAUAUGAGGAAACACAUGAGAAAUUGGGAAACUCCAAGGACUAAAAAGCAUUCUAGAUUCAAUGGAGCAAAAGAUAGCUCGACUAAAAAGGAAGAAGAUACGAGACAGAAAUGCCCAUUCUGCCAGAGGAUCUACAAGACAAGGCACGAGUGUCGCUUGACGGAGCACAAAGUUGCUAUAUUUUCGUGUGCUCACUGUUCAGAAACGUUUUCAACUUAUCCCAAAAUAUAUCUUCAUCACAAAACUUACCAUCCGGACAAACCUCGCCCACUUUCGCCCUUUCAAUGCGAUGUUUGUGGAACAUUUGCUUUGCGUUUAUCAGCUCUAAAGCGUCAUAUGAGAACACAUACCGGUUACACACCUUUCAUCUGCGAUGUCUGCCAGAAGGGAUUCCAGACCAGACCACAACUAGUUGAACACCAGCGAAAGCACAUCCCAAAAUCUGAGAGAGACGAUAAGUACAAGUGCGAUAUUUGCCAGAAGAAAUUCACCUUCAGGCAGUCCCUGAAGAAGCAUAAACUUCUUCAGCACACAGACAACAGGAAGAUCUUUCCCUGUAACAUUUGCGGAGGAAAAUUUAUAAGUGAGACAUCCUUGCAGAAACAUCUAACGUCACACGUUGGAAAAGCUCCUCGAGCUCACAAGUGUGAGGAAUGUGGGAGGAUUUUUGAAAAGCUGAAGUACUUCAACCAACAUCGGAAGAUUCAGCACAAAAUAUUUACAGACUUGAUGCUUAAUGCAAAACCUAAAAAGAAGGAUUCGAUGGAAAUUGCAGAAAAACCACUAAAUAGGUGCAAUUUCAUAGGAAAUUUGUGUGCAAGAAUCCAAGAGAUUCACCGUGAAAUUCUUGAGCAUGAGAGUUCGGUUCCUAAAUGUGAAAUAUGCACAGACAACAACAAUGAGUUUUCUUCCAUCAAAAAUCAACUCUUUCUCAUCUUAAAAAUAAAUUUCCAUAUAAAAAGCGAAUCCCGCGAAAGCAUAUCAAAGGAUGAAGGACUUGACGAUAACUUGAAUAACAAGGAAUGUGAAUUGAUCAAGCAAGAGACUGAGAAUUUGACUGAAGACUCGUCUGAAUAUUGUACAAAUUUUGUGGCUGUAGAAGAUUAUCUGGGUACCAGCAAUAAGAGUGUAGCUCUGUAUUCGGAAACUCCAAAAGAAAUUGACACAGCACACGAAAAGCUCUUGGAAAAAAUAUAUAAAUGUGCACUAUGCCAGAUAAAGGUUUCUAAGAAAUGCUACCUUGUCUUGCACAUGAAGAAACACAUUCGGAAGAGAGAUGAUCAAGGGUUACGUCAACAACCGAAGAAAACAAAAGAUGGUCAAGGAACUUCAAAGCUCGGUGAAUCCAGCAGACGAAAGUGCCCGUUUUGCAAUAGGAUAUAUAAGAGCAGGCAUGAGUGUAAUGUGUUCCAGCCUAAAGUAGUGAACAAUUUCUCAUGUGCUUACUGUCCGGAGUCUUUCUCCACAUAUCCCAAAAUUUAUUUUCAUCACAAGGCUCAGCAUCCGGAUCAUCCCAAGCCUCUGUCGCCCUUCCAGUGCGAAGUCUGUGGGAAAUUCACAGUUCAAUUGUCUGCAUUGAGGCAUCACAUGAAAACCCACACUGGCUACACUCCAUAUGCCUGCGACGUAUGUCCGAAGAGGUUUAGAACUCGUCAUCAACUCACUGAACACCUGCGAAAGCACAUACCGAAGGCAGAAAGGGACGAUAAGUAUAAAUGUGACAUUUGCCAGAAAAAAUUCACCUUUAGACAGUCCCUGAAGAAGCACGAACGUCUUCAGCACUCGGAGACUAGGAAAUUUUUCCCAUGUACAAUUUGUGGAUGGAAAUUCAUCAGCGAAACAUCACUGAAGAAACACCAAUCAACUCAUGAUGGAGACGCGGUUCCUGCCUACAAAUGUGACGAUUGUGAUCGGAUUUUUGAGAAGAUAAAGUACUUGAAUCAACAUCGAAAAAUUCAGCAUAACGUCUUCACCGACCUAAUGUUGAACCGUAAAUCGAAAAAGAGAGAAUAAAAAAUGAAAUGCGCGAUGCAUAAAUGAUAAAUUA
Messenger RNA from Phlebotomus argentipes, 2622 nucleotides. RefSeq names its product zinc finger protein 665-like. Bases 96 to 2588 code for a protein of 830 amino acids. The transcript is spliced from 2 exons. The record is from RefSeq and is a predicted model, not a curated record. NCBI's taxonomy places the organism in Eukaryota, Metazoa, Arthropoda, Insecta, Diptera, Psychodidae.